UUUCCGCAUGCCGAUAAAUUGAUGAACCUCGAUUGUUCCAGUGUGUGGAAGAACGCGUCGAAACGUGAUGUGUGAAGCCGUCCCGAGGUCCUGGCACGUGAAACCGGAGUUGCACCCGGGCACAGUCGGGGUUCCCGCCGGAGCAUUGUCUCCCCCGGCAACACUGUCGCCGCCGGUAAGCCCGAGUUCUGCUUUACCGGCGUCCCCCUGGAGUCCUGACGGCGGACGGGGGAGCAGCAACAGCAACAGCAGCAGGAGCAGCUCAAGCAGCAGCUGUAGCGGCAGCGGCAGCACCGCAGCCUCCACAAGGAUUCCACCGGCUCCCAUCCUGGACCGAUUCAGCGCCUUCACUCUAGUCUCCCACCAACAACAUCAUCCUGACCUCCGUCUGCCCAACUUAACGUUCACCGCAGGAACGACUGGCAACCGUGAAAUGCGGUGCGGUCUUGUUUACGGGGGUUACGCUAGCGGCAGCGUCGCUGGGGGUGCGGUUGGGGCUUUGCCUUGGUGGGCACACCACGCCGCAGGUCUUUUGCUGCCCCAUUCUCUACUGCCCUCGAGAAUACCGAGCCAUCAUCAAAACACGACGUCUACCGGGGCCCAACUACAUCCUGCUGAACCUUUGAGUCCAGCGCGGGCCAGUUCGCCAUUAACGCAUCAUGGUUACACCCCCGAGAAAGCCCGAAGUGCCGAAGAUGACGCGCCUCUAAAUCUAAGCACAAAACCAGGCGACAGUUCGCCGAGCCAUAGUUUGCGCAAAAGUGAGAUAUGGUCGCCAGGGUCAGUCUGUGAAAGAGAAGCGAAAGAAACGCGGCCUCCGUCGUCCUGGAGUCCCCCGAUCGCAUCAACCCCAGCCGUAUCGAGGCUCGUACAUUAUUCACCACUGACGCCACCCUCUUCCUCGGAGAGAACUUUCCAGUGCAAGCAGUGCGGAAAAGCAUUCAAGCGAUCUAGCACGCUGAGUACGCAUCUACUGAUCCACUCGGACACGCGGCCAUAUCCGUGCCAGUAUUGCGGCAAGAGGUUUCACCAGAAAUCAGACAUGAAGAAACACACCUACAUCCAUACCGGUGAAAAACCCCACAAGUGUGUAGUUUGCGGAAAAGCCUUUUCCCAGAGCAGUAAUCUGAUAACGCACAUGCGAAAGCACACCGGUUACAAACCGUUCCAGUGCGGCUUGUGCGAUAAGGCAUUCCAACGGAAGGUGGAUCUGCGAAGGCAUCGCGAAGGCCAGCAUCCCGCUGCUCCAGCUUUGGAUUAUCGUUCCCUGUCGUUGCCGCCCUCCGGUUCCCUCCAAAUAACGCAAUCUGCUGCCACGGAUCGUCGCGUGAUCGCGGAUGUACCCGAAACGAGCUGAACGUCGGAUAACGGAUCGAUGGAAUGAUAUGUGAGCCCAGAGAAAAAAGGAAAGGGGGAUAAAGUUUGUCUUUAAUUACCUUCCUUUAAACCUUUGGUUUCAAUUUUAUUCUAAAAUUCAUUCAAAGCAAAGGGAGAUGCUACGAUUUAUACCUGCGCCGGUGGCGACCUGAUUAAAAGUAUCGAGAACGGUCAACCGUGACGAAGUUUCG
Messenger RNA from Diprion similis, 1568 nucleotides. Its product is annotated as protein odd-skipped-related 1-like. The transcript has 6 exons. The record is from RefSeq and is a predicted model, not a curated record. Bases 68 to 1357 code for a protein of 429 amino acids. Gene Ontology annotation, cellular component: nucleus. Lineage: Eukaryota; Metazoa; Arthropoda; Insecta; Hymenoptera; Diprionidae.